Molecule: messenger RNA, 1884 nt
Organism: Phyllostomus discolor (pale spear-nosed bat)
Lineage: Eukaryota; Metazoa; Chordata; Mammalia; Chiroptera; Phyllostomidae
Gene: CRISP1
Product: cysteine rich secretory protein 1
Exons: 8
Coding region: 84-860 (258 amino acids)
Biological process (GO): binding of sperm to zona pellucida
Source: RefSeq, a predicted model, not a curated record
GACUUCCUCAGAGAGCAAAGAUUUCCCAUGAAGUGUUGUUCAAAAGCAAGAGCACAUUGUAUACCAUAUAACUGGUUCUCAUCAUGACUCUGAAUUUUACAAACUAUGUCAACUUGGGAAUGACAAUGAAACACUUCUUACUUUUGGCUGCUGCUGCUGGCUUUCUGCCUGUUUUGAUUGCAAAACCAUCUGUGGUUCCAUAUAGUACAGUCCUUACUGACUUGGCAACUGUUCAAGAAGAAAUUGUUCAUCUGCACAAUUAUAUCAGGAACUCAGUAUUUCCGGAAGCCAGAAACAUGAUGAAAAUGAGUUGGAAUGAAGAAGCUGCCCAAAAUGCCAGAAUAGUGUCAAACAACUGUGACUUGGCAAAGAGCAAUGCACUUAAGAGGCGAAUUUCAAAUACUUUUUGUGGAGAAAAUAAGCAUUUGACACCUCAUGUUAUCCCAUGGCCACAGGUCAUUGAAACCUGGUACAAUGAGUCUAUGGAUUUUCAAUAUGGCUAUUGGUCACCAGUGAUUGAGGAGAAACAUGAUCGUUACAUUCAGAUGGUUUGGGCUUCUUCCUACCUCAUUGGCUGUGGUGUGUCACCAUGCUGCAAAACAAUGUCACAUCAAUAUCUCUAUGUUUGUCACUAUUGUCAUGAGGGAAAUGAACCUGCGACAAAGAAUCAACCUUAUAAGAUGGGCAAUGCAUGUGAAGACUGUCCAAAUAAUUGUGACAAUGGACUUUGUACUAACCCCUGCAUCUACUAUGAUGAGUACACUAACUGUCAAAAGCUACAGCGUGUGCAUGGAUGCAUCCAGCGGGCAGUUAAAAUGCUGUGCAAAGCCAGUUGUCUUUGUGGCACAGAGAUAACAUAAGCUUUGUUGUUUCAGCUAGAAUGUAAUAGUGAGGAAAUGUCCACUGGAUUUCAUCUUUUACCUUAAUUUGCUUCAGUAGCUUCUGCCGAAUUUCAUUUGGUUUUAAUUAUACUUGAUAUCCUAAUUUUUCACUAAUCAUAUAUGAGCAUCAGAUAUUUAUAUCCAUGUCACCCACUCCUUUCUGGGUACAUCCUGAAGUAACAUUAUUUUAAAUUUUCUUACUCCUGCAGUGAAAGGUCUAGUUCAACACCUGCCCCAUCAAUAUGGAUCAUAAAGCUUUGUGACUUAGAGUACUUAGGUUGACAUUAUUCAGCUGAGGCACACCUGGGCCCCUCUUUCUCUCUUUAACUUCUUCCCUUGCUUUCUUGCAUCUCCCACCAGACUGAUGUUCGUCUUCCCCAUAUAACUUACAUAAACUAAAAAUUCUUCACUUCUUUACUUUUAUCUUGAAUCAAUCAUUAAAAUAAUCUACAAAGCAACCAAAAGGUCCAGUAUCAUUCAUUGCAAGGUAAAUAUUGCUUAACUGCAAGUGGUUUUAAGUGUCUUAUCGUUUCAUUGCUAUAUCUAUACACAUUUGUAAAGCAGGGGAAAAACCUGUGUGUCCUUAAUUUAACAAUAUAUGGAAUCAGUCCUGAUUACUUACAAAGCUUAAUUCAUAAAGUAUAGAGGAUAUUGCCUCACUCAUUUCAAAUAAAGAUGUAAAUAUUAGUGAAUCUGAAUAUUAAACAAAUUGGUGAAGUGUGUGGCUACAUGGCUGCCUAUAGAGCCCAGUACCUGGUAUUUGUUUUCAGUUUCAGGAUUUUUUUUAAUAAAUGUACUCCUUUGUCAAAACAUGUAUAACAAAGAGGCAGUAGAAACCAAAUUUCACUUCAAGGAUGACAGUUGUCUUUGGGACCCCAAAUAAGCUUCCUAUGCUAAAUAUCUACAAAGAAAUGUGACACAAACUAUAGUGUAACUUUUUAAAAAUGCUUCCCAAUAUUACCCCCAUGACCACAGUUUAUCUGGAAGGUUUGUGAUCACAGCA